UAUCAAAUGUUUUGAUGGAAAAUCAAAGUGGGUGGGGUGACUAGACCCCACUUGUCCCUCCAGGGGAACUAGUUAGUUUGGGAAAUUAAGUAGUACCCAAUUUUGUUCGUCUUCCCAUUUUUUGUGCUUUUAGGGUUUUGCAUUUCAUCGUUCUCUCUCUAGAGUGAAGAGUCAUGACUGCACAGACUCAGGAAGAGCUGCUCGCUGCCCAUCUGGACCAGCAGAAGAUUAACCCUGAUGACCCUGUGGUUGAAGACGACGAGGAGGACGACGACGACGACGAUGAUGAUGACAAGGACGAUGACGAGGCUGAAGGAGAACAAGGUGGAGAUGCAAGCAGUAGGUCAAAGCAAAGCAGGAGCGAAAAGAAGAGUCGCAAAGCAAUGUUGAAGCUGGGUAUGAAACCAAUCCCUGGUGUCAGCCGUGUUACGGUCAAGAAGAGCAAGAAUAUCCUGUUUGUCAUCUCAAAACCCGAUGUAUUCAAGAGCCCAGCAUCAGACACAUAUGUUAUAUUUGGAGAAGCAAAGAUAGAAGACUUGAGCUCGCAACUACAGAGUCAGGCUGCAGAGCAAUUCAAGGCUCCUGAUUUGAGUCAUGUGAUUUCCAAGCCGGAGUCUUCUGCCAUGGCUCAAGAUGAUGAAGAUGUUGACGAGACAGGGGUGGAGCCCAAGGACAUCGAAUUGGUGAUGACCCAGGCUGGAGUAUCUAGGCCAAAGGCUGUCAGGGCUCUCAAGGCCGCUGAUGGAGACAUAGUUUCUGCCAUUAUGGAGUUGACCAAUUGAGGCCGAGUGUUGUUCUUUUCGCGUUAUGUGACGAUUUGAGAAGUUUUUAAUUUUUGGUUUUCUCGAGCAUGUGUGCGGACCUUUUUAUCUUGCUUUCUUCUGUUGUAUUAGUAACAGUCAGGAAACCCGUAUUCUCUUGCCUAUGAUAAAUGAAGCUUGCAUUGCCAAUAAA
Rhododendron vialii is the source of this 954-nucleotide messenger RNA. Its product is annotated as nascent polypeptide-associated complex subunit alpha-like protein 1. Lineage: Eukaryota; Viridiplantae; Streptophyta; Magnoliopsida; Ericales; Ericaceae. The transcript has 4 exons. The coding region runs from base 174 to 782 and encodes 202 amino acids. The record is from RefSeq and is a predicted model, not a curated record. Gene Ontology annotation, cellular component: cytoplasm; nascent polypeptide-associated complex. Gene Ontology annotation, biological process: protein targeting to membrane.